AUGGCUGACGAAAGUAUUCCGCCGCACUUGGAGUGCGCGAUAUGCAUGAAGUUGCUGUUGGAGCCCGUCUCCGUUCCUUGUGGUCACACGUUCUGUCAGACGUGCUUGGACCAAGCGCUGGGUUACAGGAACCUUUGCGCCGUGUGCCGUGCGCCUGUACCUCCUGGACAAUCGGUGAACAUCCUCAUCCGCAGCAUGAUUUCGGAGCAGUACCCGCGCGCUUUAGCCAGCAGGAGAAGAGAAGUUGAGGAGGAGCUGCGGCAGGCCGAGCGAAGUGCAGAGGAGGAGCGCCUACGAGAGGUGGCUGCGGGUGCCCCGGCAAAUGCUGAAGCCAAUGGCCCUGGUGGGGCGGAUGCCAUCAUUCUACCCGUCUUGAGGCAUGCGCGGCCCAUGCUUCCGCAAUGCCGUAUUGGGCAUGACUUAGACUCGCAGGGUGAACUGCUCGUGAACUUUGCCGUCCAGGGCGGUCGCCGCAUCUGCGUGAUGCAGCCGGGAGGAGACGCAGGCAUCUGCAUGUCUGUGGAGCAGCUUCGGCCCGCUGCCCGGCAGCAGCCGGCGCAGGUCACACUUGUUGGCAAGUUCCGCGUCCGCUUGACGGAGCCGCCCAACAUGCACGAGGACGGGUUUGAGCUCGGCCGCUUCGAGGCAUAUUUCGAUACGCCUUUGCCGCUGAACUUACUGGGGCGUGAGGCUCCAGAAGGAGGCGACGGCGAGGAGCCAGCCCCAGUCAUUGCAGAGGGGGCGAUGCAGGCUGUGGAGCGACAGCUGGAAAUGCUCGGUUCUGGGAGCAGGUAUGUCUUCACUGAAAGCUGUGGGGAACCUCCUGCCGCGCUUCGCAGAAGGCCGGGUGGGACGUUGACGUCGGCCGACUUGGAGCAAAUUUCCUUCUGGCUUCUUGGCGCCAUCAUGAUGAGCGAUGCCGACAGGAAGCGAUGGGUGGAGUCCACGGACACGCAGAAGCGACUUACAGCCUGCCGCAAGAAGCUUCAGGAAGCCGGGGCGCGCCCGGUUCUGAACCUUCCGGGCUCAGAUUCGUGGAUGCAUCCUACGCAGUCCUCCUGGAGCAGCCUAGUGCUGCUCCUGGUCGUUUUGGCUGUUCUACUGGCGAAGGCACUGGGCCUCUUUGACAGUUGGGGCAAGUCAUCAAGGACAUGGAAUUCUCGUCGUCUCAACUGA
Symbiodinium natans is the source of this 1176-nucleotide messenger RNA. The record is from the annotation of a GenBank genome assembly. Lineage: Eukaryota; Dinophyceae; Suessiales; Symbiodiniaceae.